This is a messenger RNA of Bactrocera latifrons, 946 nucleotides long. RefSeq lists its product as uncharacterized. The record is from RefSeq and is a predicted model, not a curated record. Gene Ontology annotation, molecular function: chitin binding. Lineage: Eukaryota; Metazoa; Arthropoda; Insecta; Diptera; Tephritidae. Bases 145 to 840 code for a protein of 231 amino acids. Gene Ontology annotation, cellular component: extracellular region. The transcript is spliced from 4 exons.
CAAACAUAUUCAGUUAAGAUCGAAUCGCAGUUGAGCAAACACGUUCCGGUCUCGCUACAUCAAAGCAGCUAUUUACAGUUACGCAAUUUCAAAAUUUGAAAAAUUUUGAUCUUUUCAUAAAUAAUACGUUAAAGCAAUAGUGUUAUGCAGCAAAAAAGUUUAUGUAUUUUAUUAGUCCUAUUUGGAGUCGUAGCGCAAGGUCAUGGCGGUCCCAUUCAAACAUCCGAGUGCCCGGAAAAGAUAGGUGAACAGGCAUAUGCUCACACUGAGCGAUGUGAUCAAUUUUUUCUAUGUACAAAUGGUACUUUGACUUUGGAAACCUGUGAAAACGGCCUCUUGUUCGAUGGGAAAGGAUCAGUACAUAAUCAUUGCAAUUAUAACUGGGCUGUUGAUUGUAACGGGCGAAAAUGGGAUCCGACACCGAUAACAACACCUGGUUGUGAUUAUCAGUUCGGUAUUUACCCUGUAUCAAAAGAGUGCACCACCACAUAUAUAAAGUGCGCAUUCGGUGAGCCAAUCGAGCAGGAAUGCGAUGCAGGAUUAGCUUAUGACGACAGAAUUCAUGGUUGUAACUGGCCCGACCAACUAUUAGAUAUUUGCAAUCCAGAAGCUGUCGUCGGUUUCAAAUGUCCAACCAAAGUUGAUUCCGGAUCCCCAGCUGCACGCUUUUGGCCGUUCCCACGUUUUCCUGUUCAAGGUGAUUGCCAUCGAUUAAUAACAUGCGUUGAAGGGUAUCCACGUUUGAUCACAUGCGGGGAAGACAAAGUAUUUGAUGAAAAUACACUUACUUGUGAAGAGGCGGAAUAUGCAUCCUCUAAAUGUAACAACUUUGGAAAAUAACUGACAUGAUUGGUUUCUUUUUAAUAGACAAAUACUCUGUAAAUAAUUUUGCACAAUAUUUACAAUAUUUUUUUUGUUUUAUCUUAAUAAAAAAAAUGUGUAUAUA